AUGGAAUGUAGGAGUAUAAAAACAUUCUAUUACCAAUUAAAAAUCUCUUACCCUUCGAUAAUCCCAAUUCUUUGCUUCUAAAUUCUUAUCACUAUACCCCCAACGAGACUAGGGAAGGACAAAAAGAAUAGACAUUCGCCAUGUGCCAUCAAAUUACUUGGUACCAUGCCGUCUGCUACCAUCAGGACUCCGCCUACAAUCUUCUCAUCUCAUGCAGACAGGCCUUGAAGGUAGGGUACGAAUGCUACAGACCUGAAUGCAUCCUCAUCCCUGUGUUCGGGGCAUGUAUGUCCUGCAAGCAUGAAGAGAGUCUUGCAAAGGGGAAACUUAGCCUGAUGCGGGCUUGCGCAGAUGAGAGUUCGAGACCACAGGCCCUGGGCACUUUUUCGAGCACUCUUUCUAACAUGGAAUUAGAGCUAGAACUGCAGCAUUCUGUCGGAGAUGAUAGUGGCAUUUUCCUCAAUGGCGAUGACGAAGACGUGGUGGGUUUCGACGAAAAUAAUCAAACGGAUGAAUUGGAGUUGUUUGAUUUAGUCACGUUUUGAGGUUGAGGUAACCGGUGUCUCCCUUUAUCCUUUCUGAUGAACGUCUUUUCUUGUUUUAUUAUCUGCAUUUGUUUGGUUUUGCUGAUUUGACCUUGACUAGUUAAUUUGUGUUGGAACAGGUUUUCCAAGUGAAGGUCCGGUUUUGGCGCAUUUUGGAAAAUGUAUUUUUAUUCAGACCGAAAGUAAGUGUAUGUUCCUGUUUAGACAUGAGUCUCCUUCAAUUAUCAUUGACCAUCGUAUA
Molecule: messenger RNA, 786 nt
Organism: Aspergillus ruber CBS 135680
Lineage: Eukaryota; Fungi; Ascomycota; Eurotiomycetes; Eurotiales; Aspergillaceae
Exons: 1
Coding region: 141-545 (134 amino acids)
Source: RefSeq, a predicted model, not a curated record